CUCACUACUCAGUCACCGUGUCCGCUCAGCCCGGGAUCUCCGCCGCUCACUGCGCUCUAUCUCCCCUGCUCCGUUCCAUUCUCUCCGCUCUGCUCCGGCCGCACAGCGGGAUCUAUGGCCACCACGGUGCUGACCAUGAGUGCCAGGCUGGGGCGCCUGGAGGAGCCGGUCUUCACCCAGCUCAAGCCUGUCCACGGCGGGCACCAUGCCUCGAGAGGGGACCCUGCUGCCGGGGGAGCUCUGUACGGGGACGAUCUCAAGAGCUCCAGGAUGCUGACCGAUGAUAUAGUGCAGACUAGAUGUGAAAUGGACAAGUACCUGACUCCUCAUGCUCCACCUGUUCACACUAUGCAAGAACAGAAGAAAUACAGGAGAGACAGUGCCUCCGGUAUUGACCAGUUCUUUAACGACAGUGAUGGACUACCUUACAGCAUUAAUAUGAAUGUCUUCCUUCCGGACAUCACUCACCUGAGAACAAACCUGUAUAAAGCUCCAAGGCCUCAUGUAACUCAUAUUAAGACAGAGCCUGUCACUGUAUUUAACCAGCAAAGUGAUUGUGCCACAUCCCAGCCUCUCCCAGAAUUCACCAGCAUUUUCAGUUCUCACCAGAAUUCAGAUCUACACAAUAUCUACAUCAAACAAGAGCUUCCAUCGCCAGAACUUCAAAUUCCAGUGAGCCCUCAGCAUGGUCAGUUAUAUCAGCUGUUGAGCUCUCCUGAUUUAGACAUGUCUGGUUCUCCAAACCAGGCGUCCGUAAUAGACAGUAUGAAUAAUGCUUCCAUGUCAACCGAUAUGUCUGGUUUCAACACAAUCCCCUCCUCUGUGCCACAGACUGUAAUGAAGCCCUUUCAUGGCAUUCACCAGUGCUCAUACAGCAUGGCCAGUCAGUUCAUGCAGCCACAAGAAGCCACCUACUUCCCUCCUUCACCACCCAGCUCUGAACCUGGCAGUCCAGAUAGACAAGCUGAGCUCCUCCAGACAGCAAAUCCUCCUCCUUCAUAUGCAGCUACAAUAGCCUCCAAGAUGGCAAUCCACAACCCUACACUAUCAGCGCAUGUAUCCAUGACGUCCUCCGCUAUUCAGCCUGUCCGCUACAAUCGCAGAAAUAAUCCAGAUUUGGAAAAAAGGCGAAUCCACUACUGUGACUAUCCUGGAUGCACAAAGGUAUAUACAAAGUCAUCUCAUUUAAAAGCUCACCUGAGAACACAUACUGGAGAGAAGCCAUACAAGUGCACUUGGGAAGGUUGUGACUGGAGAUUUGCUCGCUCAGAUGAACUGACCCGUCACUACAGAAAGCACACAGGAGCUAAACCCUUUCAAUGUGCUGUGUGCAACCGCAGCUUCUCUCGCUCUGACCACUUAGCCCUGCACAUGAAAAGGCAUCAGAACUAACAUGGACUAUUGCAGAGACUUUUAUUCUUUUUUUCCCAAACCCCACCCCUAACUGCCUUACCUGAAAUAUACUACAGAUAGGAACAACCAGUAGGGUAAUUGCUGCCAUAAGACUUUUUUUACAUUUUUAUUUUAUUUUUUUUAAAAUACCUGUUUUGCUGACUUCAAAACUGGAAAUUCAAAUACAUAUUGCUUCUUUAUAUUUAGAAGGAAACUGGGAAGAUUUUGAGUUAUAUAAUGACUACACAUUCAUUUAACCUUUUCAUUAAUGGUUGUGUUUUGUGUGUGCAAAUUUAGGCCAAAUGAUAUAUAUCGCUUAAGUUAGACGUUCAAAAUACAAGAUUAUAAAUGCACGGGGAGUUCAGUAGCACAAGCAAAAGAAUGUGUCUCUAAAAGGAGCUUUUGGACGAUAUGGGAGACAGCUCCACAGAACUGAAUGGCUAAACACCCGAGCACUGGGUGAUGUCAAACAUAUUCUUCCUAUCUACAGUAGUAAUGAUUUUGCAGUUCAAAUGCAGAGAAUGUGGCAUGGUGGGAACCAAAAAUCUCCAACAAUUGGAGAUUUAUUUGUAAUUUUUUUUAAACUCUAUUUUGGCCCAAACUUUGCAAUUUGGUUGUCAACAGUGUUUUAAUGAAUGUCCCAGUUGGUAGUUUUUAUCUUCAUACAAGGUAUUUACAUCUCAACACACCCAAGGCUAUUAAAGUUUUGUAGUAUUGUUUUGACCAAAGCACUGUCUUUAGUAUCAGUGUUUAGUAAAUGAAAUGAGGUCACAGAUGACUGCACGCAAAGGACAAGCCAUAUUUUCUUAACCCUAAAGUGACAAGCUAACCUCAAUACUUGAUCCUACAUGUACAUUUUUUUUUUUACUAUUUAUUUAUCGAACAUUACAGCCACUGAACAAUAUCACAAAUAUUAUUACACAUGCUCAACGUAAAUAAUGUUUUAGUAUAUUUAUAUUCUCAAUUGAUUUCAUUAAAAAAAUUCUAGUGCAAUUCAAAUGAUUCCAAAGAACCUUUUUUUUUUUUUUUUUUUU
This is a messenger RNA of Pelobates fuscus (common spadefoot toad), 2426 nucleotides long. It is a transcript of the gene KLF5, whose product is annotated as KLF transcription factor 5. Lineage: Eukaryota; Metazoa; Chordata; Amphibia; Anura; Pelobatidae. The coding region runs from base 115 to 1392 and encodes 425 amino acids. Gene Ontology annotation, molecular function: DNA-binding transcription factor activity, RNA polymerase II-specific; RNA polymerase II cis-regulatory region sequence-specific DNA binding. The transcript has 4 exons. The record is from RefSeq and is a predicted model, not a curated record. Gene Ontology annotation, biological process: regulation of transcription by RNA polymerase II.